GAGUCAAGACUCCAGAGACCUUGGUCGGGAAGCUCAAGACUUGGUUUGUUGUGAUUGGUUGAAUUCAAGGAGAGAUGAGCAGCAGUAGCAGCACAACAACAGAUGCAUGGGUGCUGGACUUGCUGCGUGGGCUCAGAUACCAUCCCCCUGAUGAGGAAAUGGUGAACCUUUUGAAGAAGCGGAUGGAGGGCUCCCAAGCCCGCCCCAUCAUCCCAGACAUUGAUUUCUACAAUUACGAGCCUUGGGAAUUAGCUGGACGCAUGUUGCCAGACUCUCCAUAUCAACCUAGGAUGUGGUUUUCCUUCAGCCGACAUCAUCACAAAUACGCCAACAGUCCUCGCUGCAAUAGGCUCACAGAGAAGGGCUUCUGGAAAAUCACAGGAAAGCCACGAGAAAUCAAGUCUCGACAACUCUCUGAAUCGGUCACUUGCAAAAAGAGGACCUUGACCUUCCAUUUAGGUCGUCCGUCUAAGCAGAGCAAGACCGGCUGGGUCAAGCAGGAGUAUUAUCUCACUUCAACUGCCCCGGGUUCUAAUCUGAGUGGCCUUGUUCUUUUCCGCAUGAAGAAUAAGUCAGCUGACUAUAAGUCUGAUAAUAAGCAGCAGCAGGAUGUUGCAAUCUAUGAUGAAUCAGCUGAUCCUGCUAUUGGUGGCGACGUGGCCUCUAAUUCUCAAGAUGAUCAAGCUGCUGCAAAUCAUAAGAUUCUGGAGGCCGAGGCCGAACAACAUCUGCUUGGAAGUGGCAAUCAUAAUGAUGGUGAACCUGGUGGCUUUGUUUCAUCUGAUUUUGAUAUAAUGCAAGAGUUAUGUGCUCAGCUAGGACUUGAGCCGCCUCAGCUGGGAAAUGUUCCUGGUACUGGUGACUACCUCGCCUCAAAUUCUGAUAACCAAGCUGCUGCUAUCCAUCCUAUGACUACAGAAGAAGAAGAACUUCUGGCCUUCAAAGAGCUGGAACGUGUUCUUCUUGGCAGUGGCAAUCCUGAUAAUGGUGAACCUCGUAGCUGUGUUUCAUCUGAUAUGCGUCAAGAGUCAUGUGCUCAGCCAGGAGAAGAUCUGGAUUCACCCGUUCCGCCUCCUGGGCCACCUGAGCUGGGAAAUGCUCCUGAUGUCUAUAAUGAUUCUUCUCUUCCAAACAAGAAUAAUAUUCCGAACAAUUAUGACAGCAAACCAAUUAGCAACACAGCCUCUGACUUCGAGAAUCAAGCUAAAGAUGAAAGGAUUCCCGAGGUUUAUUCUCAAUCAGAAGAAAAUCUGCAAUUGUUCUUUCGUUCACUUGAGGUAGAGAACUACACAUUGCCUUCCUCAAUAUUAUACGUGGAACAGGGAGAUGUUCUGCAUGCCAAUAACUAUAUUGGAUGCAAUGAGUCGCAAUAUGCGGCUCUUUUCCCACAUAGUUCUUGAGUAACAAAAACAUCAUAAACUCUUUCCAAUGACUACAACCUACCAAAAUCAUUGGGAAAGGUUUAUGAUGAAGAUGGUGGAGUACAACAGUGACACUAACACUGAGUACUCCAUGCAAAGAUUAUUUGCAUUAGCUAUAUUAGAGAAACACUCCAUUAUGGUGGAGUACAACAGUGACACUAACACUGAGUACUCCAUGCAAAGACUAUUUGCAUUAGCUAUUAGAGAAACACUCCAUUAUGGUAGAGUACAAUAGUGACACUAACACUGAGUACUCCAUGCAAAGACUAUUUGCAUUAGCUAUUAGAGAAACACUCCAUUAUGGUGGAGUACAAUAGUGACACAAACACUGAGUACUUCAUGUAAGAAUGUGUCUCACAUUACUACAGAGUGAUAUUCUCCUACAAAUAUGUCACAAACGACAUAAGUUACUAGUCUGUCACCCACAGCAAGGGUUUUGAGUAAUUAUGUCAAAGAUUAACCCCCCCAAAAAAAAAGGAAAAAAGAAAAAGAAAAGAAGAAGCUGUCUCCCAGCAUCCCCAAGUUUUGGAAACUUCCGAAUGCAACGAGUCCAGAUGAAGUAAAGAUGUCUUUUCUCAGAAGCAGUCUUUUGGAGAUGGCACUUCCUCUAUCAACACAAACUACAGAUAUUCCUCAGAUCAGUAGUCUUCUUCAACUAGUAUAUCUAUCCUACAAGUCGAAGAACACACAACCUCCAUAUCAACCAGUAUCACAAGCCAAGGAAGCUGCAGCUCAUUGUGUUGCUGUUCAAACUGAAGGGUCCUUUUACUUUCCUGGAAGCAUGUCCUAUGGUGGUAUAAUAUUUGUAUAGCCUUAGAGGCUUGCUUUUGUUCCACAGUCGCUAUCAUUAUAGAAGUGGCGCUAUACAGAAGCUUCUGCUACAUGGCUGCUGGAGUCUCAGUUUACUAUAUCGUAUAACCAGACACUAGUGUGAUGUUCUGGUUACUGAUAGAGAAUCUGUGAACUCCAUCCUUAAUGGAGUAGUAGUUCCUAGUUACAGUCAUUUCGAAAAUGGACGAUUAUUUUUGUAUUUUGAAGGUCUUAAACCUAUCAAUGACCUUCAGUCUGAAACAUCCUACCCUUUUACCACCAAAAAUUGUAUCCUUGUUAAUAUUGUUUCGAUUAUCAGUGUAU
Messenger RNA from Prunus mume (Japanese apricot), 2555 nucleotides. RefSeq names its product NAC domain-containing protein 59-like. The record is from RefSeq and is a predicted model, not a curated record. NCBI's taxonomy places the organism in Eukaryota, Viridiplantae, Streptophyta, Magnoliopsida, Rosales, Rosaceae. Gene Ontology annotation, molecular function: DNA binding. Gene Ontology annotation, biological process: regulation of DNA-templated transcription.